AUGAGAAAAUAUGAUCAAAUAUUUGACGAAAUCAAUCUUACCUGUAAUGACAAAGUAUUAGAAAUUGGUUGUGGUUGGGGAGCUUGUGCUAUACGUGCUGUCAAAUGUCACAAAUGCAAGUGGACAGGCUUGACAAUUUCGAUAGAACAAUUUAAAAUUGCUCAGCAAAGGAUAAUUGAUAAUGAAUUAGUGGAUAAAAUUAAUAUCAAAUUAUUGGAUUAUCGAUUAGAAAAUGAUAUUUACGAUAAAAUUAUUGCAAUUGAAAUGAUUGAAGCAGUUGGACAUCAAUAUUUACCGCAAUUUUUUAAAACGUUACGUGAUCGAUUACGUCCUGGUGGUAAGGCAUACUUGCAGGCAAUAACAUGUCCUGAAUUGAACUACGAGCGCUAUUGUCGAUCAAGUGAUUUCAUCAAGAAAUAUAUAUUUCCCGGUGGACAUUUGCCAUCUGAGCGAGCAAUUCGAGAUGCAUUACCGCCAGAAUUAUCAAUUACAAAAACAAUUCAUAUUGGACAACAUUAUGCGCCAACUUUAGAUUUAUGGUAUUGGUAA
Messenger RNA from Brugia malayi, 549 nucleotides. RefSeq lists its product as uncharacterized. Bases 1 to 549 code for a protein of 182 amino acids. Lineage: Eukaryota; Metazoa; Nematoda; Chromadorea; Rhabditida; Onchocercidae. The record is from RefSeq and is a predicted model, not a curated record. The transcript has 3 exons.